AUGUUCUCAUUCAUUGAUGCUACAGGAGAUGAGCACUAUAAAGCCAUCCAGUGGCUCUGCAAAGGACAGACUGCUUUUUGGGGAGAUAACUACACCCUUCCUCUCUUGAAUGAACUUGAAUUCAACAGACUCAGAUUCAUCAUUUUCCCUCUGCUUUCCAUUGGGGACAUUCUGUGGUUCUACAAUGUGGAUGAGAUCCUGGACUAUCUGGUGCAGAUAUUCAAGGGUGUCAAGUUCUGUCAUGACAACUUGAUUGCACAUCUUGAUCUUGAUAGCGAUAAUAUUCUUUUCAACUUCCUAGGAGGUCGGAGAGAGCCUGCUGAGGAUACAGAAACUGAUGUCACUGGGCCAUUUCAAUCUCACUUUCCUAUUCAAUACUAUAUCAACAAUUUUGAAACUGAAGACUUGGAUCCUUCAAGCAGAAAAAUCACUGGCCUAUCCAAUGACUGUGUGGGUAGAGCAGGGGAAUAUGAUAGAGAGUAUGCUCUGGAAAUGCUUCUUAGUGAACCCUAUUGCCCCUUCAAGGUUGAUGUAUGGUAUUUGGAUUGA
Molecule: messenger RNA, 549 nt
Organism: Guyanagaster necrorhizus
Lineage: Eukaryota; Fungi; Basidiomycota; Agaricomycetes; Agaricales; Physalacriaceae
Exons: 3
Coding region: 1-549 (182 amino acids)
Biological process (GO): protein phosphorylation
Molecular function (GO): protein kinase activity; ATP binding
Source: RefSeq, a predicted model, not a curated record